Rhopalosiphum padi (bird cherry-oat aphid) is the source of this 1834-nucleotide messenger RNA. RefSeq lists its product as uncharacterized. Gene Ontology annotation, cellular component: nucleus. Bases 522 to 1601 code for a protein of 359 amino acids. The transcript has 4 exons. Gene Ontology annotation, biological process: peptidyl-arginine methylation. Gene Ontology annotation, molecular function: protein-arginine N-methyltransferase activity. NCBI's taxonomy places the organism in Eukaryota, Metazoa, Arthropoda, Insecta, Hemiptera, Aphididae. The record is from RefSeq and is a predicted model, not a curated record.
UAUUAGAAAUCCAGCGUGGUGGGAGUGGGGAUUGUUCUGCCGACUGUCGCCGAGUCUCGCCGCCAGGUCCGUAGUAGUCAGAGUAGGGGUUACUACGCGAUUCUAAUUACUAGUAACGCGCUCCUACGGAAUUAUUUAAUAACAUAAUCGAAUUUAUCCCCUUAAGCACUAGCCAUUAUUAUUAUAUAGUUUUGUCAACUUAGUAGAAGGUAAAGCAGCACAGGUGUCCUGAGUGAGUACAUAAUAUACAAUUUUAAAUUUUAAAUUUUAUAACUUUAUAUUUUAGUUUUAAAUAUUCUAUCUCAAUAAUUUUAUAAUUAAUUCGCUGCUUUCUUGCCAUGCAUUAUUCUAUACUGUCCCAGGGAUAAAUAAAACUGAUAUGCCCACCUGCAGCGGAUAGUAAAAAGCAACUUUUUUCUUAACAAUACAAGCAGAAAUAAACAAAUAUGCAGUUAUAAUUUUAAUAUUAUUAACAGUUAUAAAUAUCACGCGCGCAGAUUUUCAAACACAACGAUUCUACCAUGACCGAUACCGAUCCGGACGCGGAUGCCUAUUUUUCGAGCUAUGGCGACCUGGAGGUCCAUAAAUUAAUGAUACAGGACUCGGCUAGGACCGAGACGUACAAAAAUGCUAUCCUAUCUAGCCGCUCGGUGUUCGAGGGUAAAAUCGUGUUGGACGUGGGAGCGGGCACCGGGAUACUGUCCAUAUUCUGCGCCCAGGCAGGAGCGACUAAGGUAUUCGCGGUCGAAGCCAGCAAGACGGCCGAGAUGGCCCGACAGCUAGUGGCCGAGAACCAUUUUUCAGAUACCAUCGAAGUGGUUUACGGCAAAGUGGAGGACGUCACUCUGCCCUAUCAGGUGGACAUUAUUGUUUCUGAAUGGAUGGGAUUUUACAUGUUGCACGAGAGUAUGUUGGACAGCGUUAUCGUGGCGCGAGACAAGUUCUUAAAACCAGAUGGCCUGAUGUUCCCGUCUCAUUGUACACUCUAUGCGUCUCCGUGUGCAUUACCAGAUCUCUAUUCGGAGUGGGACAAUGUCUGUGGUGUUAAAAUGAGAUCAUUCGCACAAGCCCUACGUAGUUUAUACCUGAAUAGACCAAAAAUCAUGAGUGUUCAAGUCGAGAACAUGCUCGCUCAUAAUGUCAGUCCCAUUGUAGAAUUGAACCUUAAGAAUUGUCAACCACAACAGCUUGACAAUAUUGCAGCACAACGAUACUUGACUAUUGUCGAGAAGAGCGGAAUUUACCAGGGAGUGUGUUUUUGGUUUGAUGUACAAUUCCCAACUACCGGUACCACCCUAAGCACUUCGCCUUCAUCGCCAAUAACACAUUGGAAACAGACCAUCAUAGUACUGCCGACACAAAUAGAAGUAGAAGAAGGUGAUGCUGUAAUGUUCAAUGUACAAUUCAAUCGCAACAGUCCAAACUCAAGGCAUUACAGUAUCAACCUAGAAAUGUUAGACUCUUUACACGAGACACAUCCAAACCCAUGCGAUUGCAAUCAAACAAAAUGUAAAAUUAUCAAAACAUUUUUAUCUGUUACAAAAAAUAUUUCAGAUGAUGAGGAUUCAAGUAUUGAUGACCAAAAUGAGGACAUAUCAUAAUUUAUGGUAUUCAAUGUCCAUAAUUUUUUAAUGAUUUAUUAUGACAAUAUGCAUAUUACAAUUGACUGUUAGUUAAAUAUAAGCAAUAUUUAUUACGUAAUUUACCAAAAAAACAAAAAUUAAUUUUAACUUAUAAAAAAUAACUGAUAGGUAUAAACUUUGUUAAUAUUUUUGUCCAAGUGCUUUCUAAGCAAAUUUUAAUGAAUAAAAAUGUUUUUUUUUCUGGUUUUAAA